Messenger RNA from Xyrichtys novacula (pearly razorfish), 165 nucleotides. The record is from the annotation of a GenBank genome assembly. Lineage: Eukaryota; Metazoa; Chordata; Actinopteri; Labriformes; Labridae.
AUGGAGAGCUGGACAGAGGAGACCCUGGUGAGUUGGACUGAGAACACGAGCAGAACACGCAGCGAAGACAACCAGGAGCUUGACAAGGAACACGAGAAGUCGGGCAGCAGGGACUGCAGGGACCCGGGGAAUAAGGGAGCCCUGCACAGGACCAUGGGACAGUGA